Manihot esculenta (cassava) is the source of this 969-nucleotide messenger RNA. RefSeq lists its product as uncharacterized. Gene Ontology annotation, molecular function: zinc ion binding; nucleic acid binding. NCBI's taxonomy places the organism in Eukaryota, Viridiplantae, Streptophyta, Magnoliopsida, Malpighiales, Euphorbiaceae. The transcript has 2 exons. Bases 1 to 969 code for a protein of 322 amino acids. The record is from RefSeq and is a predicted model, not a curated record.
AUGGAAUCUGAGGGAAAUUUUUUUCCAAAUGCUCCAAUCAUCUUUGAUGGAGAAAAUUACGAAAUUUGGGCAAUCAGAAUGGAAGCCCACUUGGAUGCCCUUGACCUUUGGGAAGUCGUGGAGGCGGAUUACGAAGUUGUUCCGCUGCCUGAAAAUCCCACCAUGGCUCAAAUAAAAAACCAUAAGGAGAGGAAAACCAGAAAAUCAAAGGCCAAAAAUUGUUUAUUUUCUGCUGUUUCAAACACUAUUUUCACCAGAAUUAUGUCUCUCAAAACAGCUAAGCAAGUUUGGGAUUAUAUGAAGGAGGAGUACGCUGCUGGCGAUGAUAGGAUUCGAGGCAUGAAAGCUCUCAAUUACAUAAGAGAGUUUGAGCUGCAAAGGAUGAAGGAAUCAGAGACAGCCAAAGAAUACUCUGAAAGGCUGCUUGAUAUUGUCAAUAAAGUAAGGUUACUUGGCACUUCCUUUGAUGAUUCUAGAAUUGUCCAGAAAAUGUUAGUUACUGCUCCUGAAAAAUAUGAAGCAUCGAUCACCACUUUGGAGAAUACAAGGGAUUUGUCCACAAUCACCUUGGCAGAAUUAUUAAACUCUUUUCAGGCUCAAGAACAGAAAAGGUCUAUGAGGCAGAAUGGUUUUGUUGAAGGAGCUCUUCCCGUCAGGCAUCAUGAAGAUAAUGAGUUUCAAAAGAAGCAAGCUGUUUCAAGUGAUGAGCACAUUACUAUUGAUUGCAAUCGUAGCAAAGGUGGAAGCUCAAAAGAAUAUCCUCCUUGCAAACAUUGUAACAAAACAGGCCAUUCACCAUUCAAAUGUUGGAGGAGGCCAGAUGCAAAAUGUAAGAAGUGCAAUCAACUUGGACAUGAAGCUAUAACUUGCAAAAACAAGAAGCAAGUAGCAGAUGCACAAGUUGCUGAUCAAAAUGAAGAAGAUCAUAUUUUUGUGGCAACAUGUUUUUCUUCUAAGUGCAGUUCAUAA